AAAGUCAUAAAGAGUGAGUGUGCGAGGGAGAGAGAGCGCGCGCUCGAGCGCGAGAGAGAGAAAGCUGGCACGAGCCGGGCGCUUGCUGUUUGGACACGGAGGAGUGCAGAGCGAGCAGAAGCGACAGAGCAGGAGAAGUGAAUGGAUGGAAUGACCCGUGAGGAGGAAAGGAGUGCCAAGCGGAUGCACCCACUGCGCGCGAAAAGAAAAACAAGCGCAGCGGCAAUUAAGCCACGAGAAGCGAAGCAAAGCGCACAUGCGGAGCUGAUUCAGACGCUCGCGCUCUUUCAGACGCAGAAGUGAAGACGUCCAGACGACGGUAAAGGACGCGAGGGGAAGGACCGAACGAGCUUUGAUUGACAUGACAAGGAGGCGGGGCGCGAAAACAAUUUUUUGACUUGAUUGUUUUGGAAAUCUGGACGGAUAUUUUUAGCGAAGAGGCACAAACAAGAACGGAAGAUAAAAAUGCUGUAGCCGGAAAAGAGAGGGAUGGGAAAAGAGACGCUGAAUUUGGACUAUGUCAGAACCGAUUCCAGAUCAGCGGCGUUCAGGCUUCCUUGCAGGCAAGAGUCACUGCUGUGUGUAUUGAUGUGUGUGUGAAGUACGACCUCUCUUACAUCAUGCUUACAUCCACGUGAAAGAUGCUCUGGCUAAAAGUCACCACUGGACCAUCAAACGGAGAACAAAGUAAAAAAAAAUAUGAAUGAGUUUUGGAGUGUGCACGUGAAAACGGCUAGCUGUGGUGUCUUUUUUAGCUAGUGUUUCGGGGACCAUCAAAAGACCCAGGAGGAUUUCACCUCAGGAGGAUUUCAACAGGAUCCCUUCCUGCCUCAUUCAUCCGGACUCGCUCUCCUGAACUACAACAGUGGCUUUGGAUAUUGCAGACUGUUCCUACCCAGACAAACUGUGGGCAUUUUGAUCAGGUGGACUGAGAGGGGGCUCAGUUGAGAGAGAGAGAGAGUUUUAAAGUGUGUGUGUGAGAGAGAGAGAGAGAGAGAGAGAAAGAGAGAGAGAAAGAGAAGGAGAAGGAGGAAAUAGCCUGGGGAUUUCGCCUAAGGGCUUCUAUAAAGUUGCCAGUGGGUAUGAAGACACGUACAUUUUGGUUAGCAUAGAGAGCUGUGUGUCCAUUUAUGUGCAUUCAAAAGCUUGCAUAGGUUUUACAUUAUAUUAAAGUGGACUAUAAAGUCCAAGUCCAUUGAAUUGUUUACUUUGAUCUAACCUUGAGGGAAUUAUGUGUAGGUGUUAGAAUAGCUUACUGAGGGCUUGUGGGUUGUUCCUGUUUUUUUUUUAUUUUAAGCUAGAUCAGUAUUUAGGUGGUCAGUAUUGUGGCUCUCUCUGUCCUGCUGGAGCCCCAUGAGGGCCCCGGCCGUGGAGGCCUGGCUGGGAGAUGAAGCCGUCCCCCCUGCUGCUCUAGCAGCUCUGUGGGCCCUCAUGGCUCUGGAAGGCCGCUGCCUGCGCCCUGCUUCACCCUCACCGGGCCAACGCAGGGCCCGUCGUCGGUCCGCCCGACCUAGAGCAUCACAAGGUGGUUUGUCCCGCCUCACCGUCACCCUCCUGACACAGACUCGCCUCCACGGUUUACGGCACGUCUGUGCCCCUUCGAGUUCUCUCAGCCGUCGGGCAUUCUGGAUGUUAGCGUUCUGUACUUCUCUGGGUCUUCUGUUGUCUUGGUCAUCAAAUCGCCUACUUCACUGGCUAGCCUUCCCCACGCACACAAGAGUCCACACAGAGUGGGCGAGGGAACUCGCCUUUCCGACAGUCACCAUCUGUAACAAUAACCCUGUGCGCUUGUAUCACCUCACCAAGAGUGAUCUGUACUUUGCGGGUCACUGGCUCGGACUACUGCUGGCCAAUCGCACAGCCAGGCCCCUGGUGUUGGACCUGCUUCAAGAUGACAAGCAGGCCUGGUUCAGCAAGCUGUCAGAUUUCCGUCUUUUCCUGCCACCACGACGUUUUGAGGGCACCAGCUUGGACUUCAUGGACCGACUGGGUCACCAGCUGGACGACAUGCUGCUGGGAUGCAAGUACCGUGGAGAACCCUGCGGAGCUCACAACUUCUCUACUGUUUUUACACGCUAUGGGAAGUGUUACACGUUCAACGCUGUAGAAGAAGGCAAGACUUUGAGGACCACAAUGAAAGGAGGUACAGGCAAUGGCCUGGAGAUCAUGUUGGACAUCCAGCAAGAUGAAUACUUACCUGUGUGGGGGGAAACAGAAGAGACAGCGUUUGAAGCAGGUAUAAGGGUGCAGAUCCACAGUCAGGCGGAGCCUCCUUUUGUUCAUGAACUGGGUUUUGGAGUCGCCCCGGGCUUUCAGACCUUUGUGGCAACCCAGGAGCAGAGACUAACCUAUCUUCCACCUCCAUGGGGCGAGUGUGUGACCAGAGCCCUGGAAUCAGGCCUCUUCGAGGUGUACAGCGUCUCUGCCUGCCGAAUAGAGUGUGAGACGCGCUACAUCGUAGAGAACUGCAACUGCAGGAUGGUCUACAUGCCUGGUGAUUCUCCAUAUUGCACACCUGAGCAGUAUAAAGACUGUGCUGAACCUGCUCUCGCUGCUUUGUCGGCUGUUGAAGGCACUAACUGCAUCUGCCGGAGCCCGUGCAACAUGACCCGAUACAACAAAGAGCUCUCCAUGGUUAAAAUCCCCAGCAAAACCUCUGCACGCUACCUGGAAAAGAAGUUCAACAAAUCUGAGAAGUAUAUCACGGAUAAUAUCCUAGUACUGGAUGUGUUCUUUGAAGCUCUGAAUUAUGAGACAAUAGAACAGAAGAAGGCUUAUGAAGUGGCAGGUCUACUAGGUGAUAUUGGUGGUCAGAUGGGCUUGUUCAUCGGUGCAAGCAUCCUUACCAUUCUGGAGCUCUUUGAUUAUGCGUAUGAGGUGGUGAAGGAGAGACUGUUGGACAUGUUAAACCGAGAGGAGGAGGAGGAGAGCCGUGGAGAGGAUGUGAGUACCUGUGAUCCUGUGGUGAACCAUUCGGAAACAAUCAGUCACUCGGUCAGCGUUCCUCUACAGACCACCCUGGGCACCCUAGAGGAGAUCGCCUGUUGAGUGCAUUUACUCUCAACACCACCAGGGGGAGACAUGAAAUUUGCCUGGCUUAGGAACCAUGGGGUUAAGGGUAAGAGAAAACAAGGAAAAGAGCUUAAGUUUCUUUUUCUUUCUCUAACCUUUCAAACGGUUGUGAUAUCAUUUGGUGCAAAAAAGACAACUGGAAGCCAAUGAGCUUCUUAAGCAACACGAGGACCUCGAAGUUUCUCACAAACACCAUCUGUUUGUUCUGGACUGAUGGAGAAAAUCCGAAGCUUGUGGACCUGUCAGGACAACCCCUUGUAAACAAACACGAGCAUGUGGGAAACUGCAAAUGCGUAAGGCCUCAGUAUGUCCUCACAUUCUGCCCGGUCGCCAUUUUGAAGUCUACUGCCAAAAACACUGUAAAUUAUUAACCACACAAAAUGUUGUGAAACUGUUCUAACUGUGCACGUGUCGAUUUCAUGCGUUACAAUGCAGUUUUCUCAAUCGUCAUCCUCUUCGCACACACAAGACUGAACUGGCUCCUUGUGCUGUUUGUUUGUUUGCUAUGUGUUUCUGCAUCUGAAUUGGCUUGUUGAACUUGAGGUAUCAUUGAUGCAUUAUAAAAUCGAAAGCCUUUUUUCCUUAUUUUUAGCGCAAACUAAAAUGGGCUGCACUGCAAUGGCAGCAAAUGUGAGCAUAUUGUGGCUAUGAAUGGCUCUUCAAGUAGAUUUAAGAAGAGAGAGGGUGACGAAUAAACAGAAAAGAGAGGGUUUUGCAUAAGAUUAUACUGAUGCAGCCAGCAGCUUUAAUAUCAUCAAAUGAGAGCAAAAGUAUUCAUUUUUUACUUCGACCCUCUAUAUCGACCCUCUAGUUAGAUACCGGAAAUGAUCCUACAUACACUUUAUUAAGGCUCUCAUUGAAAAUACAUCAAAGCACUUAUGUUCAGUUAUGAAAAGCCCUCUAGAUCUUAAGCAGACAACCGUCAUGAUGCUACUUACCUGACCAUCUUUUAACAGGAAUAUAGCAGGUGUGAAAAGUUUUGAGAUUUAUCAUGCCAACUCAUAUUAACAGUCUUUGUCCAAGUCAACUCAUGAGUCCAGCUUUUUAUGUGUGCUGAAAUUUGUAAUACUGUAACUGUUACAUUAUCUAAUAUUUACUAUGUUGCCGCAGUGUUCAUGGACGAUAGCCAGUUCAAAGAGGUGGUUGUGUGUUUUUUUUUUUUUUGGUUUCUUACUAAAUAAGGUUCUUGGAUCAAUAUAUAUACUUUGAAUGAACGCUCAAUUGACCCAUUCAUUCUUCAGUAUGUACAGUAUUUCAGCCACAAUUUAUUAACUAAAGAAAAAACUAUUCGUGCAGAACAUACUUUAAAAAGAUGGUUUGUCCCGGGUGAGAGAGCGAGUGAUUGCAUUUCUGAAUUUAACAUGCUUCACUAUAAUGUCUACUGGCACAAAAUUGGCUACAAAAUAAAAGCUUGUCAAAGUUUACGUGUUAACAUUGUAAGGGAGGAUUUUGAACAAAUUGUUAUGGGACGAAAAGUCCCCUCACAGAUCACAGCAGUAACACAGCACAUUUGUCGACAAGCUCUCAAAUAUCACAAAUAAAUAAUAAAAAUUUGUUUAAAAAUUGCAGGAUUUUAUUAAAUCAUGGGCCACCUUGUCCAGAUAUGGUAUUUUGACAUUAGAGAUGUAAGAGGAUGCAAAUAUCUGUCAUACAGUAAAUAUCCAUGUUAAGCUAUUUUUAUUUAUAUGUUAUUAGUAGUUAUUACUUCCAUCCAUCCUUCGGAGGUAAGGCCUGAUUUAAAGGUGCAAUGUGGGAUCUCUUGACAGAAAUGCAAUAUAAUAUACAGAAGUAUAUUAUCAGAGGUGUAUAAAGACCUUUAUUGUUUUUAUUACCUUAGUAUGAGCCGUUUUUAUCUAUAUACACCGCGGGUCCCCUAACAUGGAAGUGUGUCGCCAUCAUGUUUCUACAGUAGCCCUAAACGGACAAACUGAACAGAACGGGUUUCGUCCCUUCGAUGUCUGAGUCGAAGACAUGUUUGUCCUGUACACUGCAAAAAAUGACUUUCUUACUUAGUAUUUUUGUCUUGUUUUUAGUGGAAAUAUCUAAAAAUUCUUAAAUUAAGAUGCUUUUUCUUGAUUAGCAAAAUGACUUAAAGCAACACUAUGUAGUUUUUUUACCUGUAAAUAAUGUCUCUAAAAUUAUUUCAGUGAUAGAACAACUUUUAACUGGAUAAAUUGUACUGUUGCUGCAACCUGAGCAGCCUCCUAGCUGCUACAAGCACACUCUGAAAGUGGCGGUGGAGGGUAGGAAACACAGCCCCUCCCCCUGCCUGCAGAAGAGUGUCUGAUACCAGGCACUGUUGCGCUUUUCAACCACAUGGGGGAGCUGUUAGUCAUUUUUACAUGGAAACUAAGAAAAUAAGUUUAGUUUAUAGACAAAAACUAUACAAUGUAAGUAAAUUCAAACUUAAAACAAGCAAAAAUAUGUGCCAAUGGGGUGAGAAAAAAAUCUAAAAAUAAGUUAUCUUUUUUCUUAAACGCUUCAUUUAGGCAAAAUUUUCUCACCCCAUUGGCAGAUAAUUUUGCUUGUUUAAGCACAAAUUCCCUUAAAUUGUAUAUUUUUUGUCUAAAAACUAGACUUAUUUUCUGAAGUCAUUUUGCUCAUCAGAAAAAUACAUCUUGAUUUAAGACUUUUUAGAUAUUUCUACUGAAAACAAGUCAAAAAUACUAAGUAAGAAAGUCAUUUUUAGCGACUACCGUAGCUUCUCAUUGUGUUUUAAAAUUGAGGCUAGCUACAAUUCGCAAUCUCACCUCUAGAUAUCGCUAAAAACCCACACUGGACCUUUAAUCCCAAUGUCUCCUAAUCCAACCAUAAUGUUAAGAGUGGAAACACUAUAGUUUUGCACAGAGAAUAAAAUAAUGAAUGUGUGCUAUAUGUCGCCAAUGUUACUGUGUUAAUACAGACACACGUUGCUUAAUGUAUGUCACGUUUUGUUCAAUGAAAACAGUGUUGGGUGGUACAUGCAGAUAUCAAGUCUGGAAACGUCUUGCAGAGUUUUUGCAAAUUUGUAAAGUAUGCUAUCUGUGAGAAUGUAGAUUUUGUAACAAUAGACCAGAUUUGUUUUCAGAAUUCAAUUUACAAAGUUUCAUCAAAUAUAAUAGGCUGUGGAGGAUAAACAUGUCUUAUCUUUUUUUUUGUUGUCUUAAAUUGUGAUUUCUAAAUCUGUAACAAAGCCUCACAGGGUUUCAAGAUGAAAAAAGAACAUAGAAGAAAGAUAAUGAACAGACACGCAAUAAAACGUAAAAAAUCUGCAAUUCUGAUCUCACGGGAAUUCGCACUUUUUUACAAGUUGGCUAAUUUGUAUGAAUUCCUACGAAGUGAAUCAUACAGACACAUAUGAUUAUCUAAAAAAAAUCAUAUCAAAAUCGUACAAAAAUGUUUAAAUGAACUCACAAAUUAGCCACCUGGUAAAAUACGUAUGAAUUUUGUUGAAUAUUACAGCAUCCGUCUUAAAUGCACACAAGUUUUGGAAAAUCCCUCAUAAUAAAAAAUAAUUUAGAAUUCUCUUUCUUGCUAUGUUGCUAUGAAACACCAAAGGGGUGUAACAUCAACUUUGAUAUUUUCUCAUUAGUGGAAACCAGACAGGUUGAUGGUUUCCAACCCUAAGGGUAUUUGCUUCAGUACCUCAGACUUUAGAGAUAAAAAACAAUAAAAGCUAAAUGGAUUACAACUUC
Paramisgurnus dabryanus is the source of this 6746-nucleotide messenger RNA. It is a transcript of the gene asic2, whose product is annotated as acid-sensing (proton-gated) ion channel 2. Gene Ontology annotation, biological process: sodium ion transmembrane transport. Gene Ontology annotation, cellular component: plasma membrane. Lineage: Eukaryota; Metazoa; Chordata; Actinopteri; Cypriniformes; Cobitidae. The record is from RefSeq and is a predicted model, not a curated record. Gene Ontology annotation, molecular function: ligand-gated sodium channel activity.